UCUCCAGGGAGACGCAGCGAUGGCGGCCGUGCAAGGGCUCUGCGAUGAAGUGACGUGCUCCGUCUGCCAGGACUACUUCAGAGACCCGGUGACUCUGGACUGCGGGCACAACUUUUGCCGCGCCUGCCUGGCGGGUCUCUGGGAAGGAUCCGGCCCCGACUCUCCCUCCUGCUGCCCGGAGUGCAAAGAAGCCGUGCAGCCCAGGAACUUCAAGCCCAACCGGCAACUAGCCAACGUCGCGGAGCUGCUCAAGAAACUCCAACAGGGAGAAGGGGGAGGAAGGCGCGCAUCAGGCGCGGGGCAGGGGCGCAUGUGCCAAGCGCACCAGGAGCCGCUGAAGCUCUUCUGCAAGGACGACGAAGCGCCCAUCUGCGUGGUGUGCGACAGGUCCAAGGAGCACCGAGAGCACCGCGUGUGUCCCAUGGAAGAGGCGUCCCAAGAGUACAAGGUAGGGAAGUCACCGCGGUUGGGUGGGUAUCUGCCGGGACCGGCGCCACGCAGUGGCGUAGCGUGGGCAGACAAAUCCAUCCUUUUUUCCUUCUUUUUUCUCUUCUCCACAGUGAACGUGACUCUGGAUCCCAGCACAGCGCAUGCCAACCUCAUCCUCUCCCAAGACCUGAAGAGAGUAAGAUGGGGAUGCAGGACGCAGGACCUGCCUGACAACCCUUCGCGAUUCGACUGGGAGCCCUUUGUGCUGGGCCAAGAGAGGCUCGCUUCGGGAAGACACUGGUGGGAGGUGGAAGUAGAAGAGGCGACGCCGCAGGCCCUGCGGACUUCGCAAGAACCGUCCGUCAGGAGGAAAGGAGAGUCUCGUCCAAAUGAAAGGCAAUGGGAGUUGAAAGAAAACAUGGAGAUCUGGACAGUGGGAGUUGCCAGAGAGUCCGUCGUGAGGAAAGGAAAGGUCAGUUUCAAUCCCAACGGGGGAAUCUGGGCUCUGGGCAAAGCCCUGCCAGACUCACUGAGGACGCCAUUGUCUCCUUAUCGGCUCACAGCGUUUACAUCCUCUGAGAGGACAAUCUUGAGCUUGAGAUACGAGCCCAGGAAGAUCCGGGUGUACCUGGAUUACGAAGGAGGGCGCGUGGAUUUCUUUGACGCUGAUACGGAUGACUUGAUAUUCACUUUCCCUUCAGCCUCGUUCUCCGGGGAGAGGAUCUGUCCCUUUUUGGGGUGUAUUGGGGAGUCAGACUGAGCUGCUGAAAUCUCAAAUUCCCCAGCAAAACCCAAUGGCCGAGUGGCAAAUUCUGAACUGUGAGUGCUUUGUGACCAGCCGCAUGUGAGGCAUAAAAGGGAAAUGGAUUUUUGACCAAUGCAGAUGUCGAGAGCAAGACAGCUUUCCUCCAUCACUCCUAUUCCUUGCUUUGCUUAACACCUACGUUCUGGUGGACUCAAAACCUUUUAUGAUUUUAUUGUCUGGUUUUAUAGGUUGCUGUAAACCACUGACAUUUUUUUAUGAUACAGCAGUAUAGAAGAAGAAGAAGAGUUUGGAUUUGAUACCCCGCUUUAUCA
Molecule: messenger RNA, 1506 nt
Organism: Podarcis muralis (Common wall lizard)
Lineage: Eukaryota; Metazoa; Chordata; Lepidosauria; Squamata; Lacertidae
Source: RefSeq, a predicted model, not a curated record